AUGUCCGGCACGUUUCGCGACGGCGUCCACCCGGGCCUGUUCCGGCCGCCCGUGUCGCCCAGCUCCAGCACCGACUAUCUCUCGUCGUCGACCUUUGCAACCGAAACCUCCAAGCGCAAAUGGAGCCGCAGCAACGGCAUGCAGACCGGCAGCUUCUUUGAGGAUGUCUACAUGGACAGCGCCCCGAGGAACUAUGCCCUCGCCGGCCAGCUUCACUCCCCCGUCAUCGGCCCCAACCUCGACGACGCCGACGCUGCCAUGGACGAGAGCAUGUACUCCGACUCCGACUACAGACGAGCCCUGGGCACGAAGCGAUCGCGAGACGAAGCAGGCGACGAGUCCGGCGGGCCGACACCGCUCUUCACCCAGCCCGGACCCGACCAGUCUACACAAUCUGGAAGCUGGGGAUCAUUUGCCUUUUCCACCAUCGGCGGCGUCGUCGGCCGUGUGUGGGAGUUUUGCAAGGCCGGUGCCUUCAAGGGCUUUUACGCAGGAGGCGGCACGUCAUACAAGAUGACGAGUGCAGGCAUUAGCGUCGACGAAACGGGAUCCAACAGCCAUCAGACGUAUCACUUCCAGGGCGGCUCUCAACAGCAGCAGCCGCAAAACUCACAACCGAGCCGCGACCAUCGCUUUGGCGGCCGAGACAGAGCACGGCAUCUACACGGACAAGUCCCCAAACGGGGUCACUACAGCAACAGCAACAACCAGAAUGCCGGCUACGACUCUUCGUACGACAGCGGCGCAUCAACACCCACCGGCCCGGCGCCCAAGAGACGCAGGCAUACAGAGAAUGGAGGCGAACUAGGCAAGAACUGGGUCAUGAUCCAUGAGCCCGAAGCUGAGACAAGGACACCCCGAAGAAUGCCCUCCUCAGCUCUUCCAUCGCCGCGCCAUCGUACCCAGCAGAUACCCGUGGCCGACCGCCGCAUGAGCUCCGCAAGCAGCUUCUCUACUCCCACAACCUCUAGCCCAGCUCCUCUUCGCCCUGCCAGUCGUGCCGCAGGCCGUCCAGGUAGCCGGGCGUCCGACGCCAAUUCCCUCAGGCCCCUGCAGUCGGCAUCAGCGGCGUCGUUUGCCUCCUUCAAGGCGAAGGCGCCCAGCGCCCCCAAGCCGCCUGCCCCUUCCCCUACGCCAAGCAGGAUCCCUGUCAAGGCCAACACUUCAGCCGUCCUCGCAUCGUCGGCCGCGCUCUCGACCUUUGAGCAGGGCCGAAGACGCCGACACACAGUCGUGCCGUCGUCUUCCGAUCCGUCGGCCUCGUCUGGGCAUCGCCGCCGCGGCAGCAUAGCCUCGGUGGCCACUAGUAGGGUCAAUGAGAUUGACGCCAGCCCUUCGCGACUCGACGCCGAAGCCAGGAAGCUGGCUGCUCGUCGCCAAAUGGAGGAGCGCGACAACGACGAGCGCAUGUCGGCCUUUAACAAGCAACUACAAGACAUGAUCCGACAGGGAAGAGAAGCCCUAGGGACGACUAUUGAGGUUGACGGCAGCUGGGAAGACAUUUCCUAA
Trichoderma aggressivum f. europaeum is the source of this 1509-nucleotide messenger RNA. RefSeq lists its product as uncharacterized. The transcript has a single exon. The record is from RefSeq and is a predicted model, not a curated record. NCBI's taxonomy places the organism in Eukaryota, Fungi, Ascomycota, Sordariomycetes, Hypocreales, Hypocreaceae. The coding region runs from base 1 to 1509 and encodes 502 amino acids.